AUCGUAAAAAGGAAAAGAAAAAUAUUUUUUAUAAAUAAAAUCUAAAUUUUGUUCAGAAUAUUUUGUAAUUAUUUUGUUAGAAUAUGAUUUAUAUGCCAUUUAUGAAUAAAUAUUUUAAUAUUCUAAUUUUACAAUUAUAUUAAAAAAAAAAAAUUGACGAAUAUUUUUUUUUCGUUGCGACUAUAUCUGUAUAUGAGUUUGAUGAAAUUAAAAUUUAAUUUAUUAAAUAUAUAAUAUAAAAGUAACACAACGGAAAAGGUCAACAAUAAAUUCGCUGAUUGAAAAUUUUAAUUAGCUGAUGUCUUUAUGCUCCAAAAAUGGUGAAAUUUGUCGUAUCACGAUAUAAAAUUAGGUUUGUUAUAACAAAUCAUGACAGAGGGACAUGAAAGCGACUAUUUAGUACGAGUAAGAGCACAGGUUAUGACAAGAGACGAAAGCACCGAAGGUUGGUUACCAUUAGCUGGGGGUGGUUUAGCGAAUGUAUCAAUACGUAAAAGAGCUAGACUACCCCCUGGUACUGGAGGACAUGAAUAUAUAAUCUAUGGCCAAAGAAUUUCUGAUCAAAAUGUAAUAUUAAGUUGUGUUAUUAAUCGUGAUUUAAAGUAUUUCAAAGUAAUGCCAACAUUUCAUCAUUGGCGUGCUGGUAAACAAAGAAAUGGUUUAACAUUUCAAACUGCAGCUGAUGCUCGAGCUUUUGAUAAAGGAAUUGUUCGCGCAUAUAAUGAUUUAAUUGACGGACUGACUCGUAAUAAUAAUAAAUCUCAAAAAUGGCCCCAAAUACCUAAAUAUGACUCAGUUGGUGAAGAUGACGUCUUCAUGACUCUUGAUUUACCUCUUGAACCAUCUGAAAAUCAAUCAAGUCCUGAAGGAAGUGGAAGUCACAAGAGUGAAAAUAACAAAGAAAAACAACCAAAUAUUCAUUACAUAUCCUGUGACAAACCACAAGUUCCAUUGCCUCCAAGUCCAAAUGGGGAACAUCAGCAAACAACUAUAGCCCCGGGCGAUAACUAUUCAUACGUUCAAUUAACUGCAGUUCACGAUUACAAUUAUCCAGUUGUUGACGAACCAGUUGCUGCUGUUGUAACAGCACGUCGUGAUUCAACUUGUAGUUUGAAAAAACGAACAGCUUUAGAAUGUACAACACCAGGUUCAAUAAUAGAACCUGUAUCAAUACUUAAGGAUCCAUUAAGUGGUUCAGCUGGUGGUGUAGGUGGUAGUAUUGGUGGUGGUGGUAGUGGAAGUGGAUUGCUAAUAAAAAAUCGUGUACGCUGUCGUUUUUGUCAUGAAUUCUAUACUGAAGAAUGGAAUCGACGAGGAGCAUGCGAAUUUGCUCCAGAUUAUUUUAAGUCUGGUCUUGAAUGUAUAUCAGGUAUGGGUUGCGCUCGUUGUAUGCUAUAUCACUGUAUGAGUGAUUCAGAAGGUGAAACACCCCAACAUCCAUGCGAAUGCGUUAACGAAAAUGGUUGCACUAAACGAUGGGUCGGUUUAGCAUUGCUAUCACUUAUCGUCCCCUGUUUAUGGUGUUAUCCUCCAUUAAAAACUUGUCAUUGGAUUGGAGUAUCGUGUGGAAUAUGUGGUGGCAAACAUAAACCACAAGUCUGACACUUGGAGCAAAGGCCAAAUUUACAAGAAAAUGAAUAUGAUCAAAUUUUUUUUUAUUGAAAGAAAGGAAAGCAAAAUUUUAAAGCUGUAUCGAUUUUUUUUUCUUUUAUUUGGUUUUUUUUUUUAAAUUUAAGAAUUUUAAUUUGCGAUAAUACAAAUAUAAUAAAAUAAUAGAAGUGUAAAUCUGUAUUAAAAAUGAUGGUUCUAUUUUUUGACAAAUCUGCGAUUGAUAUAUUAACUAAAUAAAUUUAAUUUAUACAAACUGAAAGAAAAUAGGGUUAUUAUAAGUCUUGAUUUGCCAUUUAAUACAAUUUAAUGAAUAAAUUCGAGCAAAAAGAAGCAUGUAUUUUAUCUAUGUAAUUUAGAAACUUUCAAAACAUUAUGCAAUAAAAUAAAUGUUUUCAUAAUUUAUUCGCAGAUUUAGGAAUCAUCGUUUGUGAUAUCAAUACAUUGUAUUAGAUAUCGUUUUUUUUUUUUAAGUUGAACGAAAUCUGAAAUAUAUUUUACAAUUUUUGUGAUAAUAUUAUGAAUAAAAGAUUGUAUUUUAUAUAAUAUUCUUAUCAAAAACAUACAUACAAACAUAGAUUAAAAAAAAAUAAGGAAAUAGAAAAUCGAAGAUAUUGGAAGUACUUUAAUUAGUUUAGCACGUCUUAUAUAUUUAAAUUUAGAAGUUAUCCGGAUCCAAAAUAAAAAGCAAAAUAAUCGGGGCUUGCCAUUUGUAGUAUUGAGUAAAGGGAAAUGUAUUUCAGAUAUUUUAAUAUGUAUAUUUGUUUGCAGCUAACACAAAUUGAUUGCAAAGAAAAAUUUGGUUUUUUAACUUUAAAUUCAAAACUAUUAAAUGUUUAUUUUCAUUUAAAUAUGAAAAGAGAAAAAAAGGAACUUUUAUGAUAAAUUUUCAUAUUCAUUUUCUAUGAUAAAUUUGACCAAAUAACGUAUAAAUAUAUAUAUUAUUAUAUAUAUAUAUAUAUAUAUAUAUAUACGCAUAAAAAUAUUUCUAUAACGAAAAUAAUCAUAUAUAGGAAGACUAUGGAAUUAUAUAUUGAAAAAUCGGAUUUGUAACACAAUCUGUGCAAAAUGAAUCAAUAUUAAAAUUAUUGAUUAAAAAACAAACUAUAAACCCAAAUGAUUUUUUAAUUUUAUUAUAAUUUAGUUUUAAAACUGUAUAAUUUUAGGGAAAAUUCGAAUAAUAAAAUUUAAAACAUACAAA
Molecule: messenger RNA, 2809 nt
Organism: Condylostylus longicornis
Lineage: Eukaryota; Metazoa; Arthropoda; Insecta; Diptera; Dolichopodidae
Gene: Spred
Product: sprouty-related, EVH1 domain-containing protein 1
Exons: 8
Coding region: 370-1602 (410 amino acids)
Biological process (GO): multicellular organism development; negative regulation of MAPK cascade
Cellular component (GO): membrane
Molecular function (GO): protein kinase binding
Source: RefSeq, a predicted model, not a curated record